Messenger RNA from Lepidothrix coronata (blue-crowned manakin), 1899 nucleotides. It is a transcript of the gene CORO6, whose product is annotated as coronin 6. The record is from RefSeq and is a predicted model, not a curated record. Gene Ontology annotation, biological process: actin filament organization; cell migration. Bases 16 to 1431 code for a protein of 471 amino acids. NCBI's taxonomy places the organism in Eukaryota, Metazoa, Chordata, Aves, Passeriformes, Pipridae. Gene Ontology annotation, molecular function: actin filament binding. The transcript has 10 exons.
CUGUGCCCCCCAGCCAUGAGCCGCCGCGUGGUGCGCCAGAGCAAGUUCCGCCACGUCUUCGGGCAGCCGGUGAAGGCCGACCAGAUGUACGAGGACAUCCGUGUCUCCAAGGUGACAUGUGACAGCUCCUUCUGCGCCGUCAACCCCAAGUUUGUGGCCAUCAUCGUGGAGUCUGGUGGCGGGGGGGCCUUCAUUGUCCUGCCCCUUGCCAAGACAGGACGGGUGGACAAGAACCACCCGCUGGUGACGGGACACACGGCGCCCGUGCUGGACAUCGACUGGUGUCCCCACAACGACAACGUCAUCGCCAGUGCCUCGGAGGACACCACCGUCAUGGUGUGGCAGAUCCCUGACUAUGUCCCUGUGCGCAACAUCACGGAGCCAGUGGUGACGCUGGAGGGACACUCCAAGCGGGUGAGCAUCAUCUCCUGGCACCCCACCGCCCGCAACGUCCUGCUCAGCGCAGGCUGUGACAACCUGGUGAUCCUCUGGAACGUGGGGACGGGGGAGAUGCUGCUGGCGCUGGAUGACAUGCACACUGACCUCAUCUACAACGUGGGCUGGAACCGCAACGGCAGCCUCCUCGUCACCACCUGCAAGGACAAGAAGGUCCGUGUCAUCGACCCCCGCAAGCAGCAGAUCAUAGCGGAGAGGUUUGCCCCCCACGAAGGGCUGAGGCCCGUGCGGGCCAUCUUCACACGGGAAGGACACAUCUUUACCACGGGCUUUACCAGAAUGAGCCAGCGGGAGCUGGGCUUGUGGGACCCGAAUAACUUUGAGGAGCCCAUCGCCCUGCAGGAGAUGGACACGAGCAACGGGGUCCUUCUGCCCUUCUACGACGCCGACUCCAGCAUUGUCUACCUCUGCGGGAAGGGUGACAGCAGCAUCCGGUACUUUGAGAUCACGGACGAGGCACCCUACGUGCACUACCUGAACACCUACAGCAGCAAGGAGCCCCAGCGGGGCAUGGGCUUCAUGCCCAAGCGUGGGCUGGAUGUCAGCAAGUGCGAGAUUGCCAGGUUCUUCAAGCUCCAUGAGCGCAAGUGUGAGCCCAUCGUCAUGACGGUGCCACGCAAGUCAGACCUCUUCCAGGAUGACCUGUACCCCGACACACCAGGCCCCGAGCCAGCCCUGGAGGCAGAUGAGUGGCUGUCAGGGAAGGAUGCAGAGCCCAUCCUCAUCUCGCUGCGGGACGGGUACGUCCCCAUCAAGAACCGAGAGCUGAAGGUGGUCAAGAAGAACAUCCUGGACAGCAAGCCUCCCCCAGGCCCCCGCCGCAGCCACUCCACCUGCGAGUCUGACUUCUCUCAGCCAGCCUUGGAGGAGGUGUUGGAGGAGAUCCGUGCCCUGAAGGAGAUGGUCCAAGCACAGGAGAAGCGCAUCUCCGACCUGGAGAACAAACUCUGCCAGUUCACCAAUGGCACGGACUAGCGCGGUGGCCAAGGCCACGGGCAGGGCAAGGACUGCCCCGGCCUGCCGGGGAUUAAAGCCGAGUCCCCACAUUGGGCAGGAGCCCAGAGCCAUGUUCUUUCCCCAGGAGACGAAGGGGCAGGGAGGAGGUCGAACCCUGACACCCCCCCCACUAGCAUCAGUUGCAUCUUGCUUCUGGGGUGCCCCAGCAUAUGGGCACCCCACUGCAGCACCCAAGGGGGUCCCGCUUCAGUGCCCGCAGGCUGGGGCUGCCAAGCAUCCUUCUGUGGGGACCUGCAUGCUGGGCACCAGCAUCCUCCCAGGAUGGGGAGCUGCCAGGCCCUCCUGGCCAGGAUGUGCUUGGGUACGGUGCUACAUCCCCAUCCCAUCACCCCCUCACCUCCCCCUGCCCCAUCGCCCCCUCGGCAGGUGCUCCCAACCAGCUCUUUGCUCCUGGACCCCUUUAAUAAAGGGCUCAGCCACCCUUGG